Molecule: messenger RNA, 1966 nt
Organism: Parasteatoda tepidariorum (common house spider)
Lineage: Eukaryota; Metazoa; Arthropoda; Arachnida; Araneae; Theridiidae
Source: RefSeq, a predicted model, not a curated record
AUUACCGUUAAAUUAAAAAACAAACUAUGCAAUUACCCAAUUUUUAACAACAUACUUUCAAAUUUAAAAGAAGAAAAUAUAUAUUUCUUAUAAUUUUCCCUGGUCUUUAAGCUUUGUAAACUGCUUAGACUGAAAACUUGUUGAGACGAUAUUAGGAAAAGCCAGGGAUGUCAAAGACUGACCGGGAAGAAUUUCACUCGCGUUGCGACGCUUGCGACUAUCAAAAACUUAAAAAAAUGGAAUCGAAUCCUAUGGUACGAGAAUUAAGAGAUAAAAUUGAACAACUAAGUUUCAGGCUAACGGAAUGUAAAAAUGAAAACCAAAUGUUAAAAAGAAGUUUGCAGCAGGCUAAAAGGAUGGUGUACAAAGAGGUAGGGGCUUCUUCGUUAGACUUUCAAGACAUGCUGAAACGCGGUUCUGAUUCCAGUCGAAAACAAAGAAUGGAAACCAUUAUUCACCUCAAAAGGAAACUCCAACAGCUGCAAGACUAUUUGAAUCAGCUCGAAGGAACCUCGUCGAAAACUCAAAUUAUUGAAUGCCCUAAGGUGAAAAAAAGUGAAGAUAAAAAAGAUUUCUGGAAAAUUGAAUUGGAACGCCGAAAAGCUAAAGAAACCACUGAGAGAGAUGUAGCUCCACUGCUGGAAGAGAGCAAUGAAUUGCGGAGACGACUUGCUGCAGAGAAAACAAGAUUCAAAGAACUUAGAGAAGAAGUAAAUUUGCUUCGGGCAGAAUUGGACAGUCAAAUACAGAAAAAUGAAAGCGACAUGAGACUCACAAAAUCCUUCAAAACAAUUGAAAGUCAAAUUCAAGAUACUGUGGAAGAGAGAGCUGAAAUACGAAGAGAACUUGUCGGUUGUAAAGCUCGAAAUAAAAGACUGGAUGACGAGGUAUCUGCAUUAAAAGGGGAAUUGCAAACAUUGCACACUAAAGCACAAGACAAUAACAUGCUGAUUGAUUGUUACACGAGGAAACAUAAACAAAUUCAAGAAGCAAUAGAAGCUGAAAAAUCAAUAACACAAGAAAAGAUGAAUUUCUACAAACUGGAAUUGCAGGUCCUAAAGGAUAAUUACGAUUCCGAUAUGGAAAUACUGGAUUCAUUGCGGAAUAUUUUUGUUCAAAAGCAUCAAUUGCUUUCUGAAUUAAAACAAGACAUCGAAACAAACUUUCUGCAAGUCAACUUGGACGAACAAAGCCAAACAGUUUUACAACAGGAUAACUUGGAUGAACAAAACCAAAUAAUUAUGGAGCAAGAUAACUUGGAGAAACAAAACCAAAUAGAAGCGGCAACGAACAAAUUAAAAGACCGCAGUUCAAGUGCAGUUUUUAACGAAACAGAAACCCAUCCAUCAGACGAAGAAAUUUCUGUAGAAGGCACUACGAUUGCAGACGAUUCCGUAAGAGAGCAGAAUGCAGCGAUGAAUUUACAAAGAAGGCAACUACAUUUUGAUAUCGCCAUGUACCAAAAACUUCUUGAAGCAUCUCGAAUCGAAAAAGAGCGCCUACAAUAUAUAUUUCAACUGCAAGAACGACAAAUGAAUGGAAUAGCCACGCAGGUAGUCGAAACUGGAAGAUUGGUCACUGCGAAAGACAUCGAAAGAAGUAAUCUUAGAGAGAGAAUAACUAGAAUGCAACGAACAUUAUCCAAGAAGGCUUUACUCUCUAAAAAUGAACUCGAAGAUUUACGAAUUAAAAUUGGUGGUCAAAAAGAAGAAAAUGAGUUUUUGAGAAAUUUUCUAUUAUCAUCUGUUAGCAGUCGAACGGAGGAUUUUACUCUUUACAAGAAAUUUUUGUACGACACAAAAAAUUUUUUCGAGGAUGCAUUUCAAGAAAUAAUUGGACAUUUUAGUCGAAACGAGCCUGCUGCAUUACCAAAUGACAUCUCAGUAUACAGUGUGAACUAAAUAUCUUGUACAUUAUUGCCUUUUUCAGACUAAAAUUAUCAUUUUUAUCAAUAGUAUUAUAAUUC